GAGCUUUGUGUUCUGGACUCUCCAUGCUAUAUUUUUUUCCCGUGGAUUUUGUCAGAUUUUGUCAAAUGAGUUGUCCGUAUUUUAUUCUGAAAUAAAGAUCUAUCAAAGAAAACCCAGCUAAAAGACAGAAUGGAUUGGAACAGUACUCAAACACCACCUACAAAUGCAACAGAUUUCUUCCGACGUGUAUUGACAAAAACCCUUGAUGGCCUUCUUGAUCAAGUCGAUGGUGUCUCUAAGUACGAUCACGUCAAACAGUCUGUAAGAAGAAUUUCUCAGAUGUACAGGACAGGGCUGUCUCGUUCAAGCUCUGACUACCGAUCGGAUUGGAAUAAUGCUGCUAACCGAUGCGCCUAUGUCUUUCUGUACUUUAUGCAUCACUGUUACCUCGUGCAUCACUCUCUUCAUCAAAACGUGACUGAGAUCUCAAAAACGUUGAAAUACAAGCAUAGUAUGAAGACGUGUAGUAUUGGUGGUGGGCCAGGCUCAGACCUAGUUGGUCUCACUAAAUUCCUUCGAGAUACAAACCUCUUCCCAUCGUCGCUCCAUUGCCUUGUUCUGGAUUUGUUCCCAAACUGGAAACUCACUUGGGAUAUUAUUUACCAAACUCUACCAGAUGAUUUCCAGGUGACCUACAAGAGAUGUGACCUCGUCAGAGAUACAAGACUUCCAAGUGAUGUCCUCAGUUUCAUCAGAGAUGUAGAUCUACUUACGCUUGUUAAAUCCUACUCUGCGGUUUCAGCGUUCUUCCGAACUGACCCAAACCGAAGAGAACUACUGCGUUCUAUUCUCAAUGAGCUAAAGCACGGUUGUUUGGUGUUGUUUAUUGACAACAACUACCCAGGUGAUGGUUUUGAGCAGCAAUUUGCUUCCCCUGCUGGUCUGGACAUGGUAUUUCAAUUCCGAGGUAAACCCAAUAUGCCUCUUGGUUCUUACUCGAAUACUAUAAGGAACUUCUGCCAGAUUCUAGAUUUUCGUCCAAUGCGUGGCUGUGAUGUGAUCGUUCGGUUAUUCCGCAAAAACAUACCAAGGCAAGUUGGCGUCAGCAGUCUUCAGCCGAGAAUCCCCUUCAAUGACAGCGUUUAUCAACUAGCUCAACGUGAGCCACUACAUGACACCUUUCAGUCACCAUCACCGCCCUUUCAACAACCCUUAUCUUCUGGGAUAAUGUAUUCCAACAUCAACGCUCCAUUGCGUCAGCCUAAUCAAAAUAACCCCCUCUAUCAGCAUUUUCUCCAACAUCAGUUUCCUCCGGGCAGUACUAUCCAAAAUCCACCCACCAAAAGCCAAACUUUAUCAAGCAGCUCCUUCGGACAACCAAUUUCCCAACAUCGGGUUUCUCUAGGAAGCAGAGCCUUCCAAAAAUCAAUUUCCGAAAGCCAACCUUUAAGCAGCUCCUCCCAAUGGCCAACUCCCAAAAAUCAGUUUCCUGCAGACGGCGCCACCCCACCAACAACUUCCAAAAUCCAACCUUCCUCAAACAGCUCCUUGAAAGGACCAUUUCCCCAAGGUCAGUUUUGUCUAGAGAGCACCAUAAUAAAAUCCACAAGCCAACCCUCUUCAGACAUCCCCUUCGGACAACUUACUCAUAAACCUCAGUUUUGUCCGGACAGGGCCAUCCAAAAGACAACUUUCAAUAGCCAACCUUCUUUAAACAUCCCCUUUGGACAACCUACUCCCAAACCUCAGUUUCGUCCGGACAGGGCCAUCCAAAAGACAACUUUCGACAGCCAACCUUCUUCAAGCAUCCCCUUCGGACAACCUACUCCCAAACCUCAGUUUUGUCCGGACAGGGCCAUCCAAAAGACAACUUUCCAAAGCCAACCUUCUCCAAGCAGCCCCUUCGGACAACCUACUCAUAAACCUCAGUUUCGUCCGGACAGGGCCAUCCAAAAAUCAACAUCCAAAAGCCAACCUUCUUCAAGCAUCCCCUUCGGACAACCUACUCCCAAACCUCGGUUUCGUCCGGACAGGGCCAUCCAAAAGCGUUUCAAAAGCCAACCUUCUUCAAGCAUCCCCUUCGGACAACCUACUCCCAAACCUCAGUUUCGUCCGGACAGGGCCAUCCAAAAGCCUUUCCAAAGCCAACAUUCUUCAAGCUUCCCCUUCGGACAACCUACUGCCAAACCUCAGUUGCGUCCGGACAGGGCCAUCCAAAAGCCUUUCCAAAGCCAACCUUCUUCAAGCAUCCCCUUCGGACAACCUACUCUUCAACGUCAUAUUUCUCCAAGCGGCACCAUCAAAUAUCCAACCAGUCAACAUCAUAGUAAUCUGUCAUUCAAGAUUGAUUGGGCAUGUCGAUUGAACUGUCAUCAGGGGACAGCACAUGCUACACCAUCUAUUCACGAUGACAGCGACAACAGUAGAGAAAGUGAUGAGCAAAGUAUUAAGGGCGAAAAAUAUAUUUUGGAUUCUGCAAAAAGGCAUCAAAGUUUCGACGACGAAAACGAUGACAACGACAUCGAUAGUGACGACGACGGGGUUGAUACUGAAGACAGUGAUAUCGCCUAUUCAAGCAUCCCCUUCGGACAACCUACUCCUAAACCUCAGUUUCGUCCGGACAGUGACCAAAAGACAACUUUCAACAGCCAACCUUCUUCAAGCAGCUCCUUCGGACAACCUACUCCUAAACUUCAGUUUCGUCCGGACAGUGCCCACCAAAAGACAACUUUCAACUGCAAACCUUUUUCAAGCAUCCACUUUGGACAACCUACUCCUAAACCUCAGUUUCGUCCGGAUAGAGCCAUCCAAAAGACAACUUUCAACAGCCAACCUUCUUCAAGAAUCCCCUGCGGACAACCUACUCCUAAACCUCACUUUCGUUAUGACAUCGCCACCCAAAAAUCAACAUCCAAAAGCCAACCUUCUUCAUGCAGCUCCUUCGGACAACCUACUCCAAAACCUCAGUUUCAUUCAGACAGCGCCAUCCAAAAAUCAACAUCCAAAAGCCAACCUUCUUCAUGCAGCCUCCUCCAAUGGGCAACUUCCAAACCUCAGUUUCAUUCAGACAGGGUCACCCAGAAAUCAACAUCCAAAAGCCAACCUUCUUCAUGCAGCCUCCUCCAAUGGGCAACUCCCAAACCUCAGUUUCAUUCAGACAGCGCCACCCAGAAAUCAACAUCCAAAAGCCAACCUUCUUCAUGCAGCCUCCUCCAAUGGGCAACUCCAAAACCUCAGUUUCAUUCAGACAGGGCCACCCAGAAAUCAACAUCCAAAAGCCAACCUUCUUCAAGCAGCUCCUUCGGACAACCUACUCCUAAACCUCAGUUUCGUCAUGGCAUCGCCAUCCAAAAAUCAACAUCCAAAAGCCAACCUUCUUCAUCCAGCCUCCUCCAAUGGGCAACUCCCAAACCUCAGUUUCAUUCAGACAGCGCCACCCAGAAAUCAACAUCUAAAAGCCAACCUUCUUCAUGCAGCCUCCUCCAAUGGGCAACUCCCAAACCUCAGUUUCAUUCAGACAGCGCCACCCAGAAAUCAACAUCCAAAAGCCAACCUUCUUCAUGCAGCCUCCUCCAAUGGGCAACUCCAAAACCUCAGUUUCAUUCAGACAGGGCCACCCAGAAAUCAACAUCCAAAAGCCAACCUUCUUCAAGCAGCUCCUUCGGACAACCUACUCCUAAACCUCAGUUUCAUUCAGACAGUGCCAUCCAAAAAUCACCUUCCAAAAGCCAACCUUCUUCAAGCAGCUCCCUUGGACAACCUACUCCUAAACCUCAGUUUCGCCUGGACAGGGCCAUCCAAGAAUCAACUUUCAAUUGCCAACCUUCUUCAAACAUCCCCUUUGGACAACCUUCUCCCAAACCUCAGUUUCGUCCGGACAGGGCCAUCCAAAAGACAACUUUCAAAAGCCAACCUUCUUCAAGCAUCCCCUUCGGACAACCUACUCCCAAACCUCAGUUUCGUCCGGACAGGGCCAUCCAAAAGACAACUUUCAAAAGCCAACCUUCUUCAAGCAUCCCCUUCGGACAACCUACUCCCAAACCUCAGUUUCGUCCGGACAGGGCCAUCCAAAAGACAACUUUCAAAAGCCAACCUUCUUCAAGCAUCCCCUUCGGACAACCUACUCUUCAACGUCAUAUUUCUCCAAGCGGCACCAUCAAAUAUCCAACCAGUCAACAUCAUAGUAAUCUGUCAUUCAAGAUUGAUUGGGCAUGUCGAUUGAACUGUCAUCAGGGGACAGCACAUGCUACACCAUCUAUUCACGAUGACAGCGACAACAGUAGAGAAAGUGAUGAGCAAAGUAUUAAGGACGAAAUAGAUAUUUUGGAUUCUGCAAAAAGGCAUAAAAGUUUCGACGACGAAAACGAUGACAACGACAUCGAUAGUGACGACGACGGGGUUGAUACUGAAGACAGUGAUAUCGCCUAUUGGUAAUUGUCAAAGACUAGUCUUCACAGUUGGUGUAUCUCAACAUAUGUAUAAAAUAACAAACCUUUGAAA
Asterias rubens (European starfish) is the source of this 4440-nucleotide messenger RNA. Its product is annotated as nucleolar protein dao-5-like. NCBI's taxonomy places the organism in Eukaryota, Metazoa, Echinodermata, Asteroidea, Forcipulatida, Asteriidae. The record is from RefSeq and is a predicted model, not a curated record. Bases 130 to 4374 code for a protein of 1414 amino acids. The transcript is spliced from 2 exons.